UUCUUCUCAUUUCAUCAUGAAGCGUCAGUGGGUGUGUGUAGCGUGCAGCUCGUGGAUCUCCGUCAGUCUGGCAGUGAAGGGUUAAUGUUACAGUACAGAUACAGGACUGAGAGCCGGUGUCUAUAGGCUGCUUGUGUCCACUCGCUCCGUUACUCGCUGCAUGCUACUCUACUUUCCCCAUUCCCACAGAGAGCACCAAAGAAGAGCUCUGCACCUGCUCUACACCUUCCAGCAUGGAUGCGUUAAAAUCCGCCGGGAGAGCAAUAAUCAAAAGUCCCGGAGUUCCGCGGCACACAUGGGGAACGUCCAAGCAUGAAAAGCUCCCAGAGAACUGGACGGACACCAAGGAGACACUCUUGGAAGGGAUGGUGUUCAACGUGAAGUAUCUGGGCAUGACUCUGGUUGGCCAGCCUAAAGGAGAGGACAUGGCAGCAGCUGCUAUCAGGAGGAUUGUAGCCACGGCUCGGGCCAGUGCAAAGAAGUUUCGGAAAGUGACCCUCACUGUCUCCCCCAAAGGGAUCAUCAUCUCAGACACAGAGACCAAUGACCUCAUCGAGGACGUUUCCAUUUACAGAAUAUCUUACUGCACAACAGACAAAACUCAGGAUAAGGUCUUUGCCUACGUCUCCCAAAGCCAGUUCAAUGCAACUCUGGAGUGCCAUGCCUUCCUGUGCCAAAAAAAGAAAAUAGCUCGGGCUGUCACACUGACAGUUGCACAAGCUUUUAAAGUAGCUCUGGAUCUGUGGGAAAUCGCACAGGAAGACAAAAGUAAGAAAGCUCGCACAUGCUACUCCUGUUCAGACCCUGAAUCUCAGCCUGAAUCUGAACCAAAUAGCAUUUCAGAGGAGGAGAAGACUCAGGAUCUGAUGGAGCACAAACUUAGGAAGCCAUUCUUCCCUUCUUUCCUUUCACCAUCUCCACGCAGCAAAGCUAGGAGACGACCAAUCAAACAUGACUCCUGGGAUGCGGAAGAUGGCCUCGAUGAUGCAUUUUCAAGCAAUAUGGAGGUGGAGGAGAUGGACGCAGGUAAGUGAGACUGGCAACAUCCCGCAGCAGAACCGUGUCUGAGGAUGCAGCUUUGAGUCCAGCGGAAGAAGAUCUCCUUUCCUUCAGCAGUGAGGACUCAGACUGAACACACACACACACACAUCACUCUCACCAGCCUAUCAGAAAGUGUCCUGAACACACAACACACAACACACCCCUGCACACAAUGUGCAAAGUAUGCCUCAAUGAUGAACUCAUUCAAACCACUGCCACUUAAAACAACAACAAAGCCACAAAACAGCAGCAUAGACGUGCAUGAUUCAACUAUAGAACUCUUGAAUCCCAAAGUAUUUACAUUAUAAUACUGUAAGUUCAGGGUAAGUACUUGAUAAUACAACGUGUGAAACUGCAUGUUGUUAUGUAGUAUUCAAGCGUUUAUGUAAGCAGAUUUACUACUGUACAUAUAUCAUGUAAAAAGUGUAAAUCUUUUCAACACAUUGGUGCUAUAUUGUAGAUACUUGGGUUAUAUUAAUUAAAUAUACAUUAACUGCAAACAUGUACUUGAAAGGGAGACCAAAUGUACAUUCCACAAAGAAAACAGACGUCUGUCCUUCAGCCCAGCGUUCUUCAAGUCAGAUGGUGUGUGUGGGUUGUUUCAGUUGAGUCCUUUGUGCUGAACAAACCCACUGCAAAGCUCUCAGACAAGUGUGAUUAAACAUCAGAGAAUGUACAGUACUAGAGCCGCAUGUGUUAGGGAGCUUUAGAUGUGCAGUUUUACACUCUAGGUGAACGUUUACAAAUAUAAGUAUGUAGAAUUGUUCAGGACUGAUAUUUUGAAGCACUGUAAUUCAAUUUCAGAUAUAUAUUGUGGGUCAGGGUGACAUUUGCUUACACAAUCAUAGCAGAAACUUUUCUGUGAUCAUGGAAUUUUUAAAUAUUAUACAAAGGCCUCAAACACAUUUGAAUUUCUUUCUUCUUUAGAAUUAAAAAGAGUCUUGUGUAAAAGCCUUUCACACUUGCUUCCACCCUCAAAUGUUAGAAUUAUUAUUAUUAUUAUUACAGUAUAUUUAUAUUUACAGUACAGUGUUGCUUGUCAUCAGUGAAACCUAUUUUUAAUCUUAAUUCAUUUUAAAUAUAUGCAACUUCAUACAUUUACUGACUUUUUUUUCUCUCUUUCGAAUGAUGUCAAAAUCAUUACUGAUUUGGUUAAAAAAAUUAACACAUUCUGUCAGAUAGAUGUUGAAUAGAAAAGGCACAGACAUUUAUAUAACUUUUUUCUAUAUCUCUCAUUUCUUUGCUUUAUAAGAGCUAAAGAAUAUUACACUGUGGCUCUCAGAAAUGAAAAAUAAUCUUAUUCCCAUGAGUCCCAAUCAGUCUCUAGCAGCUAGCGUUACUACCAUUCUGCCCUUUUUACAUUAUAUUAAAAUGCACGCUCAGAAAUCUCUUCAUCAUUCUCUGAAAUCAUUAAACGUUAAGUCUUUGAGCCUCAGUGGCUCUGUCAGCUUUUUUCUCUUUUGAGCAUUUUGAAAAUGCAGUAUUUCUGCUCAGAAUUACAGAUCAAAUUUUUUUUACCAUUUUAACCAUUGUCCUGCUGAAAUAAGUUUCAUUUAAUUUAAUAGAAUAUGUACUGUAAUAGCAGUGACUACUGUAGCUAAAGGUCUUAGUUCAGUUAGUGGUGUUCUGAUUAUUUUGAUUAAUCAUAUUGAAUCUGUCUGUGAGUUAAUUAUUAAUGUUUGUUCUGAUUUGACUGUUUAUGCAAUUCACAAAAAAAUCAUUGUUUUCUGUGGAGGGAUUUGGAACACUUUCAGUGUUUAACAUUUGCAACAACAGUAGUAAAAACUUUUUUUUACAUCAUGUCUGAAAUGAUUUCUUAAAUAUUGUUCAAUCAGUAUAGAAUAUUGUGUGUGAUUUUUAUAAUGUCUUUAUAUAUUUGUUAUAUGUAUAUAUAUAUAUAUAUAUAUAUAUAUAUAUAUAUAUAUAUAUAUAUAUAUAUAUAUAUAUAUAUAUAUAUAUAUAUAUAUAUAUAUAUAUAGUAAGAAAUUGAAGUUGGUGCUUUAUGAAAAUCUAUGCAAUCUAUGUUUGGCUUUGUACACAUACAAACUGUUAUUAUUUAAACCAUCAUGAUACCAUAAUAGAGCUCAAGAGGUCAUCUGCAUAUAUACAUAGUCAUUGGUUGAUAUUUAAUAAUGUAUAAUAAAAUAUUUGUUCAAAAAUACAAUAGUCUCCUAUCUUGUGAUUUUAGAAGUUAAUUUUUAUAGUUGAAGAUGAUGUAGAUUUGAGUCUCUAUUUUGAAUAUAUUGUUCAUUUGAUUAAUUCUCUAAUAUUAUGUCAACAUUGAUGAUUCUUAAUGUAAUUUGUUUGGUGGUUGAAUGCACCAAUAAAUUAGUUUCUACUUCA
This is a messenger RNA of Cyprinus carpio (common carp), 3384 nucleotides long. RefSeq names its product low density lipoprotein receptor adapter protein 1-like. The transcript is spliced from 10 exons. The coding region runs from base 234 to 1034 and encodes 266 amino acids. NCBI's taxonomy places the organism in Eukaryota, Metazoa, Chordata, Actinopteri, Cypriniformes, Cyprinidae. The record is from RefSeq and is a predicted model, not a curated record.